AUGUCCAGCGUAAAUCUUCAUUUUGUUACGAUACCUGGAAAACGUACACUGAUCACAUUGCCUAAGGAAUUUCAAUUAAGUGACAUGCUUCAUAUGAUAAGAAGUCAAAUAUAUGACAAUGCUGUCGAAGAUUGUGUAUUUUUCUGCAAGGGUAGACGUUUGCUAUUGAACGAUCCAGCUGCCUUUCAGAUUCAGAAAAGCAAAUUAAUCAACAAUGGAGCUGUAAUCCUAAUAGGCAAAACAAUACCAUCAUGCGAGCGAAAUCAAACAAUCAGAGAAGAAAGCAAAAAAGAUACCUCGAUAACGUUGUACUUCAUUACAACAUCUGGAGAACGAAUAGUGUCGAAGAUCCCUGGAAAAUUUACGCGAAGUGAUUUUCUAAAAAUCAUCGACUAUAAUUUUGGCAAGAACUGUCAAGACCACGCAAGUUUUAUAUGUAUGGGUCAAGAACUGAACAUUUCUAAUCGACUGAUAUUUGAGAAACAAAGACCACUGAUUCGAGAUGGAAGUCUUAUUUUUCAUAUUGCACAAAGCAAGAGUAAGCUUGUACAAUACGAUGACGAUCAUCCAGUAUUGAUCGAAAGAACUAUAUUUGAAAAGUUUUGUAUUCUAUUACCGUUCCUAUUUUUUCUCAUCUUCUACACUUAA
This is a messenger RNA of Adineta ricciae, 648 nucleotides long. The record is from the annotation of a GenBank genome assembly. NCBI's taxonomy places the organism in Eukaryota, Metazoa, Rotifera, Eurotatoria, Adinetida, Adinetidae.